Messenger RNA from Penicillium diatomitis, 3405 nucleotides. Its product is annotated as ankyrin repeat protein. Lineage: Eukaryota; Fungi; Ascomycota; Eurotiomycetes; Eurotiales; Aspergillaceae. Bases 1 to 3405 code for a protein of 1134 amino acids. Gene Ontology annotation, biological process: transmembrane transport; metal ion transport. Gene Ontology annotation, molecular function: metal ion transmembrane transporter activity; protein binding. The record is from RefSeq and is a predicted model, not a curated record. The transcript has a single exon. Gene Ontology annotation, cellular component: membrane.
AUGGGCCGAACUGGUAGCAUGGCCAGCGAUGGUCAUGAGCGGUUGGAACCUCGGCUUCUUCGGGCCGCAGAGAGCGACGACGUAGAAGCUCUUCGCAAGGUGGUGGAUCUAUCGCGGACAUAUGGCCAGUUUGGCGAUAAUCUCCUGCGCGUGGGACUGAUGCGCAGUGCGGAACGAGGCUCCGCAGCUGCGACCGAGUACCUCCUGAAGCUGGGCGCACAAGCCGAUGUUACAGGCAAUAGACUGUCACCACUGCUUCGCGCUGUCGAGCGAAAUCACUGCCAAAUCGUGCGUCUCUUGCUCGACUUUGGCGCUUCACCCGAAAGCCCAGAUAAAGAUGGUCGGACGGCGUUGAUGACAGCCGCCUGGAAGAACCACGCCGAUAUCUUGCAGCUUCUUGUCCAGCGCGGUGCGAAUGUGAAUGCAAGGGACCAUCGGAAGCGCAAUGUCUUGCACAAUCUGGCCGCGGACAAGGAGUGUCGAUGGGGGUGGGGCGAGGAGAUUGUUCAGAUGCUGCUGAGAACGGAGUGUCUCAUCGAUGGUAUCGAUGGGCAUGAUGAACUUGGAAGAACACCACUGCAUUGGGCUUGCGCGCAGGGUAAUUGGAGAUUUGCGGAACUGCUUUUGACAAGACCUGACGGACCCAAGGCGAAGAUUGACGCAGCAGAGUCGAGAGGGAAGACUGCAUUGCAUAUUGCUGCUGCACACGAUCGAGUCGAUAUCGUUCAGCUUUUACUACGACAUCACGCUUCGAUCAAUGCUUGCAGUGACGGUGGCUGGACGCCACUCCAUAAUGCCUGCGAACGAGGCUGCGAGCCUAUUGUUCGCAUUCUAUUGCGCGCCGGCGCUCACAUCAACAGUCAAUUGUUGAACGGCGUGACGCCUCUACAUCUUGCCGCGCAGGGCGGUCAUACAGAGGCUGUUCAAUGCCUCCUUGAGCGACAAGAUUUAAAGAGGCGGGUGCGUGAUAACUUUGGCAGUACGCCUUUCUUGCGGGCAGCACAAUUCAAGCGCAAGGAUAUUGUUCUGCUUCUAGCGCCCUUCAACAAUGUUGAUUCUCUUUCGGAUGAUGUGAAAGAGGCAUGCAAAGCCUUCGAGGCGCCCAUCGUUGAUUUUGGGAACUUUCACAACGGCAAUCGGGUUCAAAAGAAGUCUGUCUUUGACCUUCUCUAUGGCCGAGACGCAGAGAACCCUCGGAAGCAGGCCGUCACUACUGUACCUGCGGACAGUCGAGCUACAGACUUUCGGUGGAUCCAUCUUCCUGCAAACAACAUGGCAUGGGUCGAGGCGCUGCUCACCAAAUCGUUUAUCGAAGAAGGUGCACAUGACGUUGACGGGUUCAAAGGUCUGGAAAAGUCUUUUAACUAUCAGCAUCAUGGACAGAAGAUUCACUCUCAUUUCAUGCGGCCAAUGUGCCAGUAUACCCCUCGUUCAAUUGAGCGGCAUGAAGAAGAAAAAAUAGAGAAACUCGAAAGACAACAGUCUGAUACAAUGCAAUCUGUCAUGACCGAUUCCAGCUCUGUUCAUCGCAAACAGAAAGGCUCUGCCGUCAAGCUGGACCGGGUUGAAUCCCAUUCGCCUGACGAAGGCUCGGGAGGCACCAUGGCGAAGAAGCCCAGACAUGGCAAGUCUGGGAAACCUGGGAGCAACCCAGGGACACCCAAGAAUGAGACGAAAAGCAAAAAUCCAUGGGGUCAUGCGGAUAAGCAUGGACGCUCCUCCCUGUCUUCUCCGCAUUGUCGUGACGCUUCACAUUCCCAGGCCUCGUCAUGCAAUGUCUGCGUGUUCAUGCCUUACCUGCAUUUUGAGACCACAGAGAGGAGGCAGAAGAUGCAAGAGGCAAUCCAGCGCGCAGAGCUGUUGUCGCUCCAACCAGCUGGGCUCAAGAGGAUCCGUACGCGCGAUGAGAUGCUUAUUGAUGCGCACCUGUCAUCCUCGACGACGUCCCUCCACGUCCGGCGAACGUUAGACCAGUUCUUCUAUCCAAACAUCGAUACCCAAAGCCGCGAUCAAGAUCAAGUGGUUUAUCGAUAUCAGACAAAGGGUCCCGGGCGUGACAGCAUUGGAACGGAUCCGAAGAUCUUCAUGGUUGACCAGCUCUGGAUGUGGAUUCUCGGCACAAACCUCAUCGUGACAAGCUUUCCACAGCGAUGGGAUCAACCAAAGAAUGAUCCUCUCAACGUUCUGGAUGGGAUUAUCGAAGACAUCAAUUCCAAGACCCGAGAUUCAGUCAAGUCGGUGUAUGACCUGGCAAUCAUCAUCACAAACAGGUGCUCGGGAAUCUUUGACCGUCAUCGUCGAGGCGACGAUGAGUAUCAGUUCUUGGACAUGUUUGAGUCCUCCAUUGGUAUCGCUACUGACCGAGAGACGCUGCUAUUCAAUCGCUUCAACCAUGCCUCUUCGCAAGCAUCUGCAUGGUUGAGGAGUCACCGCAGAUUGAAGCCGCUUGCGCGCAGCUCGGCCCGCUCGAUCUCCGGCCGAGAGGGUGUGGACGAGAAAUUCUCACCGGAUGAGGAAGAGAGUUACCUUGACGAUGAGCAACCCCUGUUCAUUGACCGCCUGCUAGAUAUUGGCGAGGAGACAGAUCUCCUGGCAGAGACAAAGGAUAUUCGUGAUGAGCUGAAUAUGAUUCGAGCUGUGCUCGAGCAUCAGCAGCAUGUCUUGACUGACUUGCAAGAUGUGAUUUGCUCAGUGUAUCUUGCGCAGCAGAUGUCCCAAACCGAUGUGAAGAAGCGUUUCAAAGACCAGCAGCGCGUGAUUGACAUGCAUUUGAAAGAUAUAGACCGCAUGGACAAGCAAGCUGAGCGUAUCUACCACUCCAUUACCGAUCUGCUCGAUCUGAAGCAGAAACAUGCAAACGCGUUCGAAGCACGAUUCGCCCGAGAUCAAGCAGCAGGCACAGCUCGCCAGGGAAAGACAAUCAUGGUGUUUACAAUUGUCACCAUCAUCUUCCUUCCUCUGUCGUUCAUCGCCUCGAUAUUUACGAUCAACAUGAAAGAUUUCCAUGAUCUAACCCUUGGCUAUGUGGCUCAGUACGUGUUUGGCGUCGGGUUCGCCAUCUCGAUUCCUCUGAUCUUGCUCGCGCUGGUUGUCGAUGACAUCGGCGGUCUCUUGAGAUCCAGUUCAGUCCGCGGUCGGAGUUGGCUGUCUCACAAACUGAGUGCAGCUUCUGCACCGAAUGGCAGCGAUGACCAGCUUCAUGAUCUCCAAAUAGAAAAGAUGAUGAGUUUGGCGCGAACUCGGAGAAGCCAAGAUCUCGGCUACGGACCUGGCCUGUUGCCCAUGUCCACUCGUAACUCGAGUAGAAGUCGUUCACGUGCCGGACCACGUGAGAACGGGUUGACGAAAAGUAUGAUGCGAAGCAGUUACGAAGUCCGCAGAAGUGUGGAAUACAGAUCCUACUAA